This is a messenger RNA of Paramacrobiotus metropolitanus, 2272 nucleotides long. RefSeq names its product mitogen-activated protein kinase kinase kinase 11-like. The record is from RefSeq and is a predicted model, not a curated record. Gene Ontology annotation, molecular function: ATP binding; protein serine/threonine kinase activity. Gene Ontology annotation, biological process: autophagy; peptidyl-serine phosphorylation; autophagosome organization. Bases 179 to 1975 code for a protein of 598 amino acids. Gene Ontology annotation, cellular component: autophagosome; cytoplasm. The transcript has 3 exons. Lineage: Eukaryota; Metazoa; Tardigrada; Eutardigrada; Parachela; Macrobiotidae.
AGUACGAGUACUCAUAUUGCUCCGGCCUUUUAUUGCUGUAGUCUUGCGUUUUUAAAGCCUCCAGCCUGCCGGCAUGUAACAUAGUGUCUACUAUCUACGCACUGUAAAGGGAAUUUCCAACUACAACAUUGUGCCUUUCACUCGUGCCUUGAUUUUACUGACGUGCCCUGACACCACGAUGGCGGGGCAAGUGUAUGAGUUUACGGAGGCUGACCGCGUGAUGGAAUACAAGCUGACCACGGAGAUUGGACACGGUCGAUUCGGACAAGUGUGGGAGGCCAGCGAAUGGUGCGAUGGUCGCUCCACCAACCGCGCCGUGGCCGUGAAAAUCACCGAGCAUGUCCUGGAUAUCGGCACGGAUAAGGCGCAGCUGCGCGAGAAUAUCGAGGAUAGACUGCGCCGCAUACGCAGCAUCCGCAGCGACAACGUAGUGGCUUACUACCAUACCCGUGUUGACGAUACGGACAAUGGAUUCGACGCGAUUCUGCAGACCACCAUCGUCAUGGAAUACUGCACAUUUGGUUCGCUGGACAGCUUGCUCCGCAGCGCCCCGCUGACGAACGAGGAGAUUAAGGACCUCAUUCAGCAGACCCUGACCGGCGUGGUGGCCAUCCACGCCCUUAAGAUCGUCCACUGUGACCUGAAACCCGCCAACAUCGUCUUGGCUUAUGACGCCAGCGCCCCCUACCACCGACGCGCUAAAAUUACCGAUCUCGAUGACCACCUCGCGCUGCUGACCUCCACAGUGACUCUCCUUGAUCUGCACGCCCCCGGCACCGUCCGUUACAUGGCACCGGAGAUGAUGCGCGGAUAUUCCGCUGGGAAGAAAAGUGAUAUGUGGAGCGUCGGCUGUAUCCUCGUCGACAUGUACCGCCACGAGCAGCCGGUCCGGUUUGUGAAACUGGUGGAAGGGAAGACCGUCGCGAUGGACGCCUUGGUGGUCGGGGAGUGGAUGGGGCCGACGGUGCUGAUGAAGUAUGUCGGGGAGGGCGGGACGCCGGAGAUUCCGAAUCGGGCGCCGGUUGCGGCUCGCUGCUUACUGAGCCAGUGUUUCAAAAUGAAUCCCAAGGAGCGCAUUAGUGCCGCGGAUAUGCUGUCCAGCGAGUGGCUGCAGCAGAAGGAUUCCCUUUCUCCGACUGUCCCGGAAACUGUCCAAGAUGCGAGCCAUGUGGAAAACACCCGCGAAUUCUUGCUGAACAACGGCGACGACAUUCCUGCCCCCGACAAGGAGAUGCAGUGGGACGUCGGGGUGAAUUGCGGCGCGCGGGUCCUCAUGCACCACCGCGAGCAAACCCACUUCCCCGUCGCGUACUAUCAUGUGGAGAUCGAGCGGGUCAAGAAGAACGUGGACCCCGGGAAGCCCCUGGACGAGAAGUUCCGCGCCGUGUUGCGACGCCACCUGGACCCGGGUCAACGCGCCGCCGGUCCCGUUAAUGUCUUCGCCGAUCUACUCUGCCGCGGCGUGACCUAUCUGGCACAGCCAGGAACAUCGCGGUUCUCCGCUGGGAUUUCUCUUUUCAUCCCGACGCUGGGCCCGUCCUUCCCGGACGUGGCCAAAUGGAUGAACGCCUACACCCGCGACUACCAGUACGUCUGCCGGGGACACGCCACCUGGGCGGAUAUCCGGCCGUUGUUGGACCGCGGGGAGCCGGUGAUGGCGCAGGUGUGCUGGAACGACCGUCCGAUGGACGAGGGAGUGCGACAGAUUGCCGUGGCGGCCGGCUACGGCGCGGUGUUUCCGCCGACCCAUCCCAAUAUCGGCGCCGUGGUGCUGCGGGGAUACGAAGGAGGCGGUGCGGGAGAACCGCGGACGGUGACCUUUACACAUCCCUUCGGGGAUACGCGGGUGGUGCGGUAUGCAGAUUUCAAGCAGUAUGCUAACUGGAUGCCGGAGCACCCGGUCACGAAGGAGGUGUUCGAAUUGGCUGGCUACGAACCGGGACAGAUCAUCUACCGUGUGAAACGCGCGGGAUGAAUGAGCGAAGUUGGAAACGUCGUAUUUUAUAUUCAGUCUCAGAUUCAGACUCAUUUCAAAUCAUUUCAAAAACGGCUCCACGCUGUUUAAGUUUGUAGCUUUAAUGUUAUUGUCAUCAGUUUUCCAAAGUUUUUUGUAUGUAUGCAAAAUUAAAAAAACUGUAGAGUUGUGAUUUGCGAACAAGCUUCAGGCGACAUUGAGUCGGUAGAACAGGUAUCAAAACGGUUUGACUGUAUCAUAUUAUCAUAUUAUGUACUUAUGCACCAUGUCGAUUUGAAGAAAAAUUAUUAAUUUGGA